GGAGGGGUUAGGGUAAUGCCACAGCGAAGACUCAGCACACCAUUCAGAGGACGACAGAGGCCACGAGGAAGAGUCAAGGUCAGCACUGGAGUGUGAGAACAGAUGCCUCUUCUACUCCUACAGUUUCAAAUUAAGGUGUAGGAGAUUCUCAGGAGCUGGAGCAGCAGGAAUAACAUCCUGCAAAAACUCAACUUUACACCAUGGUUGUCCCACAGUCACAGGAUAAGCAACAGCCCACAAGCAGCUCUGGGGGAAGAAGCCCCAACCAACAGUACAGAUCAAACAGAUCCUUAUCCCAACACUCUGGAAGUCCACAACAUUUCAGCUCUAAUGGGAAUAUUUCACCUGUCCACACCAGUCUCCAUUAUGAGCCACAGGAGUACAGUGAGACAGACUUUCUGCUCCCCAAUCAACUUUACGGUCGGUCAACGAUCAGUGGAUCCGCGAGAGCAAAGGAUGCAGAUCGCCCGGUUGUACCUGCAGAGUCCAUCUGUUCCAUGGUGCUGCAGAUCCUGGUGCCAUUUCUGCUGGCUGGGCUUGGGACAGUCUCUGCUGGGAUUUUGCUGGAUGUGGUUCAGAACUGGGACGUGUUCCAGGAAAUCACAGAGAUCUUCAUCCUGGUCCCUGCUGUAUUAGGCAUGAAGGGGAACCUGGAAAUGACUCUGGCCUCCAGACUCUCAACUGCUGUGAAUGCAGGGAAAAUGGACUCUGCCAGAGAAAAGUGGAUGCUGAUUGUUGGGAACCUGGCGCUCAAGCAGCUUCAAGCCACAGUGCUGGGCCUGUUAGCCUCCCUGAUGGCGACUGUCUUGGGCUGGAUGGCAGAAGGAAAGAUGCCCUUUAAUCAUGUAGCGCUUUUGUGUUCAACCAGUGUUUGUACAGCCUUUGUGGCUUCAUUGCUGCAAGGUAUCAUCAUAGUGGCAGUGAUCACUGGCUCUAAGCGAAUGGGAAUCAACCCUGACAACGUGGCGACGCCCAUGGCGGCAAGCUUUGGAGAUCUCAUCACUCUUGCCUUGCUGGCCUGCUGCGGUCAGUGGUUCUACUCUUUCACAGAUCUGUAUCCCUAUGUGCUUUACCUGGUGGAUAUGUUACUUUUGUGCCUGAUCCCUCUCUGGGUGGUCAUCGCCUCCAAACACCCAGCCAGUCAUAUUCUGCUCCGCACAGGCUGGGAGCCAAUCAUUACAGCAAUGGUCAUCAGCAGUAUUGGAGGGCUUAUUCUGGACAAGUCUGUGUCAGAUCCAAACUUGGCAGGAAUCAUAGUUUAUGCUCCAGUGAUAAAUGGUAUUGGGGGAAACCUCGUCUCCAUACAGUCUAGUCGUAUUUCUACCAAUCUGCAUUUGAAUUUCUCACCUGGAGAGGUUCCUGAGGACCGUAAGAGCUGCUACAACCCGUGCCGCACUUUCUUUGGUUCAGGAGCAAACCAUCGAUCCGCCCAGAUUCUGCUUCUUUUGGUCAUCCCCGGUCAAUUGAUCUUCUUACUCACCAUCCACCUGAUGAAAGGAGGCCGCACUUUGCCCAGUCCUCUCUUAACCGUCGCCUUCUUGUCUGCUUCCCUGAUUCAGGUCUUCACCCUGCUGUGUAUAGCUGACUGUAUGGUCCACUGUCUAUGGCGGAGGCAUAAAGACCCCGACAGUUACUCAAUACCCUACCUCACAGCCCUCGGAGACCUUCUAGGGACUGCUCUCCUCUCUCUUGCCUUUCUCAUGCUGUGGUGCGUUGGUGAUUCAGGCAGUGUGUAGGCUCAAAACAAGAGAAGGCUUGCGGAAGAACAAAUACAUGAAAACAUCACUUAGGGCGGUAAAAUAAUAAAUAAAAG
This is a messenger RNA of Seriola aureovittata, 1813 nucleotides long. RefSeq names its product solute carrier family 41 member 2a (gene slc41a2a). The record is from RefSeq and is a predicted model, not a curated record. Gene Ontology annotation, biological process: monoatomic cation transport. The coding region runs from base 201 to 1736 and encodes 511 amino acids. Gene Ontology annotation, molecular function: monoatomic cation transmembrane transporter activity. NCBI's taxonomy places the organism in Eukaryota, Metazoa, Chordata, Actinopteri, Carangiformes, Carangidae. The transcript has 11 exons. Gene Ontology annotation, cellular component: plasma membrane.